AUGGCAAGACACACUUCCCUGGACUCCGAGCGACCGAUCAUGGCGCAGUCCAACCGAGCCUCCAAGCGAUUCUCCACCGUGAGUGGCGCCCCCUCGAUGGUCUCGUCGACCGGAAGCAUCGCCAGCGGCGACCCCCGCAUCGCCGAAGUCCGGAACCUCCGCGACGGUCUCGAUCGCCUCGAGAACAAACCCCUGACGCAGCAACGUUUCGUCCCGACCGCCGAGAAGACCGAUAGCAUGGGCAAACUGGCCCUGGGCGCCAAGGUGGAACGUGCUCUGGGCCGCCGAAUGACCAGCCAGGAUGCGGUGAUGCGGAAACCGGUUCUGAGCGAGAAGCCUAUCAGCAAGGUUACUGGUCAUUGA
Molecule: messenger RNA, 363 nt
Organism: Aspergillus campestris IBT 28561
Lineage: Eukaryota; Fungi; Ascomycota; Eurotiomycetes; Eurotiales; Aspergillaceae
Exons: 2
Coding region: 1-363 (120 amino acids)
Source: RefSeq, a predicted model, not a curated record